Fusarium sp. VM40 is the source of this 1218-nucleotide messenger RNA. Lineage: Eukaryota; Fungi; Ascomycota; Sordariomycetes; Hypocreales; Nectriaceae. The record is from the annotation of a GenBank genome assembly.
AUGGGAAGCACUCAUCAACCUCACUCUAAUACGUACCCUGACUCUAACGGCUACUACGGCCAGUUCGGGGGUAAUUACUACCCACCCGAGACCCACGAAGCAUUAAAAGAACUGGCCGACAAGUACAAAGAGAUCCGUGACUUGCCAGACUUUAAAUACACCCUCAACAAAGUGCGGAUCGGUCUCCAAGGCCGUCCAACACCCAUUCAUCACCUUGAGAAUGUCUCUCGGGAGAUCGGAGGUGCUCAGAUCUAUGUCAAACGAGAAGAUCUGAAUCACACAGGUGCCCACAAGAUCAACCAUUGCGUCGGCUUUGCACUGCUCGCGAAGGCGAUGGGCAAGAAAAAGCUCAUCGCCGAGACAGGAGCUGGUCAGCAUGGCGUUGCUCUUGCGACCGCAGCAGCCUACUUUGGCCUUGAAUGCGAGAUUCAUAUGGGGGCCGUUGAUACUGAGAAGCAAAAGUCUAAUGUUGGUCGCAUGCAAAUCCUCGGGGCGAAAGUCGUGGCGGCCACUGCAGGUCAAUCAGCUCUGAAGGAAGCCAGUGACUCUGCCUUUAACGCUUACGUCGAGCAAAGAGAGCAUGCUCUGUACGCCAUUGGAUCAGCUAUUGGACCUCAUCCCUUCCCGUUAAUUGUGCGAGACUUCCAGUCUGUCAUUGGUCAAGAAGCGCGAGAGCAGUUUCUUACUAUGACUAACGGCACCUUGCCAGAUCAUAUCGUUGCAUGCGUCGCGGGGGGAUCUAACGCCAUGGGCAUGUACUCGGCCUUCAUCGACGAUACGAACGUCGUAUUGCACGCGGUCGAACCGCUGGGAACAUCUGACAAACUUGGCGACCAUGCGGCUACAUUAUCAUAUGGCAAGCCAGGAACAUUGCACGGUGCAAAGACACUCGUACUGCAAAAGGAUGAAAGCACACCUGCUCCGGUCUCAUCUAUAGCAUCUGGUCUAGUCUAUCCAGGCAUCGGACCCGAGAUGGCGAUGCUCCACCAAGCCGGACGCAUAUCUGUGACCACUAUACGGGACGACGAAGUCAUCGAGACGUUUUUCCGCAUGGCGAAAAAGGAGGGGAUCAUUAUCGCCCUGGAAAGUGCACAUGCCGUGGCGUUUGCGAUACGCCUGGCGGCGCAGCGACCUGCAUCUGAAAGGAUUCUGGUCAAUCUGUCGGGUCGCGGAGAUAAAGAUGUGGAUUAUGUCCUUGAGAAUCAUGGGACGGGUUGA